AGAAUUUCCAAAACGUGUAUGGUUUUGAAUUCCAACAAAAGACUAGAAAUCAGAAAAAUCUUCACAUUCCUUUGAAUAAGAAGUCAUAAUGCAACGAAGGCAGGGAAGAGUCAGUGCUGGACUGCUUUUGCUGCUUUAUCAAAUUUCUCAAGUUGGGCUCCAGAACAUUCCUUCUGUUACCCUUGGGGUACUUGCACUGAAUAUUUUUCUCUUUCUGAAUCCUGUGAGGCCACUGUCUGAAGUGUGCAUCAGUGUAAAGGAAGGUUUCUACAGAAAGAACUGGCAGCGUUUACUGCUUUCUCCUGUCCACCAUGCAGACGACUGGCACUUAUAUUACAACAUGAUUUCCAUGCUUUGGAAGGGGAUAAUGCUGGAAAAAAAGCUUAAGAGCAUAUGGUUUGCAUACAUAAUUGUAGUAUUUUCAGUGCUGAUUGGAGUUGUUUAUAUGGUGCUGGAAUUCAUGCUUGUGAAAAUUCUGGAUGAUCCUUCGUAUGAAAUGAAUUGUGCUGUAGGUUUUUCAGGAGUCUUGUUUGCUUUGAAAGUUCUUAACAACCAUUACAAUCCAGGAAGAGUCAGCAGUGUCCUUGGAUUGCAGAUACCCAGUAAAUACGCUUGUUGGGUGGAGCUGGUGGCUAUUCAUUUAAUCUCCCCAGGGACUUCUUUUGCUGGGCAUCUGGCAGGGAUUCUUGUUGGAUUGAUGUACACUAUGGGACCUCUGAAAAAGAUCAUGAAAGCCUGUGCAGGUGGCAUUUCUUCAUUCACUGACCCUGCCAGGCCAAGGGACUACUACUAUUCAGAGUAUUAUGGGUAUCCAGGUUACCAAUACAGAACGCCAAGGAGCUAUUAUGAUUAUACCGGUGGGCUCACUGAAGAAGAACAGCUUGAAAGGGCGGUGCUAAACAGUCUUAAUGAAAGAGAUUUUGGUGGAGCAACGUAUAACAAUGAGCGGCGACCCUAUGGGUUUUGGUUUCCACCUGAGCAGCAUUCAGAAGAGGACAUAAGAAGGCAAAGGCUUCGUAGGUUUGAGAGAUGA
This is a messenger RNA of Charadrius vociferus (killdeer), 1033 nucleotides long. RefSeq names its product rhomboid domain containing 1 (gene RHBDD1). Gene Ontology annotation, cellular component: membrane. The record is from RefSeq and is a predicted model, not a curated record. NCBI's taxonomy places the organism in Eukaryota, Metazoa, Chordata, Aves, Charadriiformes, Charadriidae. Gene Ontology annotation, molecular function: serine-type endopeptidase activity. The transcript has 6 exons. The coding region runs from base 89 to 1033 and encodes 314 amino acids.